CUCAGCUCAAAGGCCAUGACCCAACCGAACCUCACCAGCACACCACUUGCCCUGACACCACACAAGAAUUGUGUCACCGCCGCGAGCCGCAUGCCUUCACCUUCCUCCCGCCAGCCAAGACCUCCUCUCCUGCUCUCUACAAAUGCCAAGGCCGCGCCCUUCCUCCUGCUCGCCACCGCACUCGCCACCACCAACACCCGACAACCCACCAGCAGCAGCCUGCAGCUUAGGAUGGGCGACGCGGCCAUCGCCGCCGUUCGUGAGGAGGAGCACAUCUUCCGGAGCCGGUUCCCGCCGGUGGCCGUGCCGGACGACGUCACGGUGCCCGAGUUCGUGCUAGCGGGCGCCGAGGCGUACGCCGACAAGGUGGCGCUCGUGGAGGCCGGGCCGGGGGGCCGGUCCUACACCUACGGCGAGGUGUGCCGGGACGUGGCGCGGUUCGCGCGGGCGCUGCGGUCGGUGGGCGUGCGCAAGGGCCACGUCGUGGUGGUGGCGCUCCCGAACCUCGCCGUGUACCCGGUGGUGUCGCUCGGGAUCAUGUCCGCGGGCGCGGUCUUCUCCGGCGUGAACCCGCGCGCCGUCGCCGCGGAGAUCAGGAAGCAGGUGGAGGACUCGGAGGCCAAGCUCGUGGUCGCCAACGAGGUGGCCUACGAAAAGGUGAAGGGCGCGGGCGUGCCGGUGAUCGGCGUCGGCGACGUCGAGCGCAUGCCCGGCGCGAUCAGCUGGGACGAGCUCCUCGCCGCCGCGGACCGCACGGGCGCGCCGGUGGUGGCGCUGGACCCCGUGCAGCAGUCGGACCUGUGCGCGCUGCCCUACUCUUCGGGCACCACGGGGGUCUCCAAGGGCGUGAUGCUGAGCCACCGGAACCUGGUGUCCAACCUCUGCACCUCCAUGUUCGCCGUCGGGCAGGAGCUGCUCGGGCAGGUCGUCACGCUGGGCCUCAUGCCCUUCUUCCACAUCUACGGCAUCACCGGCAUCUGCUGCUCGACGCUGCGGCACAAGGGCACGGUGGUGGUCAUGGACCGCUUCGACCUGCGCACCUUCCUGGGCGCGCUGGUGGCGCACCGCGUCAUGUUCGCGCCGCUGGUGCCGCCCGUGAUGCUGGCCAUGGUGAAGAGCCCCGUCGCCGACGAGUUCGACCUCUCCGGCCUCGCCCUCCGGUCCGUCAUGACCGCCGCCGCGCCGCUGGCCCCGGACCUCCUCGCCGCGUUCCAGAACAAGUUCCCGGGGGUGCAGGUGGAGGAGGCGUACGGGCUGACUGAGCACAGCUGCAUCACGCUGACGCACGCCGGCAGCGGCGACCCGCACAAGGGCCCCGUCCAGAUCGCCAAGAAGAACUCGGUCGGGUUCAUCCUGCCCAACCUGGAGGUGAAGUUCAUCGACCCGGACACGGGCCGGUCCCUGCCCAAGAACACGCCCGGGGAGGUCUGCGUCCGAAGCCAGGCCGUGAUGCAGGGCUACUACAGGCAGAAGGAGGAGACGGAGCGCACCAUCGACGGCAAGGGGUGGCUCCACACCGGCGACGUCGGGUACAUCGACGACGACGGCGACGUCUUCAUCGUGGACCGGAUCAAGGAGCUCAUCAAGUACAAGGGCUUCCAGGUUGCUCCUGCCGAGCUGGAGGCCAUUCUCCUGUCCCACCCGUCGGUGGAAGACGCGGCCGUCUUUGGGCUGCCGGACGAGGAGGCCGGCGAGGUCCCGGCGUCGUGCGUGGUGCGGCGGCGCGGCGCGGCGGAGAGCGAGGCUGACAUGAUGGCGUACGUGGCGGCGCGCGUGGCGUCGUACAAGAAGCUCCGGGUGCUGCGGUUCGUGGACGCCAUCCCCAAGUCGGUGUCCGGCAAGAUCCUGCGGAGGCAGCUCCGGGACGAGUUCGUCAAGAACGCCAAGACGGCCGCGGCGUAGGGGGCGAGUGGCCACUGCGCGCGCUUAAAUUUCCCACUUGGACGGAGCUGCGUAUUUAAUCAGAUGAACUACAUUUGUGUACUUGAACAACUAAUGUCCCCUCUCGUGAUUCCACACCUUUCCUUCUCGUGAGAAGAAAAAAUGAUGAAUAGGGAGACCCCACCACUGUUUCUUUUCUACCUCAAUCUGCUGUUUCCCCUUUCUCAUUUCCAUGCCCACACACUGAUCAUUGCAGAAUGUACAAGCACCACUUUUGGUCGGUAACGGACAAGUGCCAACUGCCAUUGCUUGGCCAAGUUUUUCGGUUA
Messenger RNA from Panicum virgatum (switchgrass), 2210 nucleotides. RefSeq names its product 4-coumarate--CoA ligase-like 9. Gene Ontology annotation, molecular function: long-chain fatty acid-CoA ligase activity. The transcript has 3 exons. The record is from RefSeq and is a predicted model, not a curated record. Gene Ontology annotation, biological process: fatty-acyl-CoA biosynthetic process. Lineage: Eukaryota; Viridiplantae; Streptophyta; Magnoliopsida; Poales; Poaceae. The coding region runs from base 16 to 1902 and encodes 628 amino acids.